This is a messenger RNA of Triticum aestivum (bread wheat), 2569 nucleotides long. RefSeq names its product pentatricopeptide repeat-containing protein At1g71490. Gene Ontology annotation, biological process: RNA modification. Gene Ontology annotation, molecular function: RNA binding; protein binding. The transcript has a single exon. The record is from RefSeq and is a predicted model, not a curated record. NCBI's taxonomy places the organism in Eukaryota, Viridiplantae, Streptophyta, Magnoliopsida, Poales, Poaceae. The coding region runs from base 48 to 2132 and encodes 694 amino acids.
CAACACCGAGAGCCAACCAGGCAACGCGCCGCAUCAGCUCAGCUCUCAUGUCCGCCGCGGCGGCGCACCCGCCAUCGCCAUGGCCGCCGCCGCCACCUCCGCCGGCGCCGACUGGACCCGACUCCCUCACCUCCCUUCUCGGCUCCCUCUCCACCCCCUCCGCCGCGCGCCUCCUCCCCUGCCCCGUCCUCGCCUUCUCCCAGCUCCGCCGCCUCCUCCCCUCUCCCCACCUCCUCCUCCGCCCCAUCAUCUCCCUCCUCCACCUCCACGGCUCCAGCCCCCGGCUGGGCUUGCAGCUGCACGCGCUGUCCCUCUCCCUCGGCCUCUCCCGGGACCCGCUCCUCCUCCGCCGCCUCGUCUCGCUCUACUGCUCCCACCCCUCCCUGCUGCCGGACGCCGCCUCCCUCGCCGCCGGCUCCGCCUGCCCCGUCCCCUACAACAUCCUCAUGUCCUCGUGCCUCGCCCACGGCCUCCCGCGCCAGGCCCUCGCCGCCUACCAGCAGAUGCUCGGCAGCGCCGCGGUCACCCCCGACGCCUUCACCUACCCUUCCGUCCUCCGCGCCUGCGCCGAGGCCCGGGACCUCGCGAUGGGCCGGGCGGUGCACACGCACGCCGCGGCCGCCGGGAUGGACGGGCACCUGUUCUUCCAGAACGCGCUGGUGUCCAUGUACGCCAAGUGCGGGGACCUGGUUGCUGCGCGAAGGGUGUUCGACGGAAUGGGGCACAAGGAUGUCGUGUCAUGGAACUCGAUGAUCUCGGCGUAUGCUACGGCCGGGCAAUGGGAAGAGGCGGUGGAGCUGUUUCAGAAGAUGCGAGACGAGGAGGCAGAGGUGAACUCGGUCACGUGGAACACGAUCGCUGGGGUGUACAUUAAGAUGCGCGACCAUAAGGCAGCGGUUGCGCUGAUCAGGGAGAUGGUAAGGGGUGGAGCAGAGGUGGAUUUCGUGACAGUGGUGAUUGGGCUGAACGCGUGCUCGCGGGUUGGCUGGCUGAGGCUCGGGAAGGAGAUCCAUGGAUUGGCAGUACGCAUGUGCUGUGACGGGGAACAGAGUGUCAGCAAUGCCUUGAUCACCAUGUAUGCCAGGUGCAAGGAUAUGGAUUGCGCUCACAGGCUGUUUACAAUGCUGGGGUGCCGCCCUGGUGUGGUGACAUGGAAUACGAUGAUAGCUAGUUUUGCAUUGUCAGAUGGGGCAGAAGAGGCUUCCAGAUUUCUUCGUGAAAUGGUAUCUACUGGCGUACAGCCUAAUUAUGUCACUGUUGUCACCUAUCUUGCCCUCUGCGCCCGUGUUGCAAAUCUGCAACAUGGGCGGGAGCUUCACACCCACAUUGUUAAGCAUGGGUUUAAAGGAUAUCGAUUGCUGUGGAACUCUCUUAUUGACAUGUACUCCAAGUCAGGCAGGCUCUCUGUAGCGCAAAAUGUCUUUGAUACCAUGGAGGACCGUGAUAUGAUAUCCUACACUUCAAUGAUAGCAGGAUACGGGAUGCAAGGGAAAGGAUCAGUUGCGCUAAGGCUUUUCGACCAGAUGAUUGAUAGUGGGAUUGAGCCAGACAGCAUUAUCAUGGUCACCGUCCUCUCUGCUUGCAGCCACUCUGGACUUGUGACUCAAGGAGAAGAGCUUUUUGACAAGAUGACCAGUUCAUAUGGUAUAAAGCCCCAGACAGAGCAUUAUACUUGCAUGGUUGAUCUAUAUGCGCGUGCUGGCCUAUUAGAAAAGGCAGAAGGGAUGCUCAAUCGGAGCUCUUUCAUUCCAACCCCCGCGAUGUGGGCAGCGUUAGUUGGGGCUUGUCAUGACAGGGGUAACAUAAUAAUUGGUGAAAGGGCAGCAAGGAGACUCUUGGAGAUGAGGACAGAGAAUGCUGGUCACUAUGUUCUAAUUGCCAACAUGUAUGCAGCUGCAGGUUGUUGGGAUGAGCUAGCAGAAGUCAGGAAGCUGAUGCGAGACUCAGGUGUCAUGAAAGCACCUGGGUUGGCAUGGGCUGAUCUCGGUAAUGGGUUUACCCCUUUUUUGGUUGGAGAUAGGUCAAACCCUCUAGCACCAGAGAUCUAUGAAGUUUUGGAUGAACUAUCGGAGCAAAUGAAGGAUAUAAAUAGCUGCAGUGAUCUAGAAAUGGUAGAGGGACUCAUAGAGUAAACCAGGCAAUGGUAGGUCUUGAUUCCUUGUAAAAUAGAGUUAAUUAAUUAACUCUAGUGGUAUUUCACAUUGAAGCAUGGAGGUGAUAACAUGAAGAAACACUGAAGCAACAGAUACAUCUACAGAUAAUCUUGGGGAGAAAGGCACUACAAGAGGUCUCCUCAAUGUUUGCUGAACAAGACAUGUUCCUAACUGAUAUGUCUUCUCUACAUUGGCCUUUACAAAGCAGUGUGCUUAUGUCCAAUGCUCACCUGAGUGUUACUUCCUCUCGACAAGCGCUGCUUGUUAGGUAUUGUUCUCGCAGCACUCGUGAUUUUGCAUCCAUGGCCUCAUUGUCACAGUGAAUACUUUCAGGCAAGUCUGGCUGCUCCAGGCUUCUGUUCCCAAAAAAGAAGAGGCUUUCCAAAGAUGGUACUAAUGAAUUUCAGUUUGAAACA